Ostrinia furnacalis (Asian corn borer) is the source of this 2398-nucleotide messenger RNA. RefSeq names its product phosphatidylinositol-3-phosphate phosphatase (gene mtm). The transcript has 13 exons. Lineage: Eukaryota; Metazoa; Arthropoda; Insecta; Lepidoptera; Crambidae. Gene Ontology annotation, molecular function: phosphatidylinositol-3,5-bisphosphate 3-phosphatase activity; phosphatidylinositol-3-phosphate phosphatase activity. Bases 114 to 1991 code for a protein of 625 amino acids. The record is from RefSeq and is a predicted model, not a curated record. Gene Ontology annotation, cellular component: cytoplasm; membrane. Gene Ontology annotation, biological process: phosphatidylinositol dephosphorylation.
UUUAAUCUGUCAAAGUAUACUCAUCUGGCUUUGGCUGGGGAAUUUAAUUAUUUUUAUGAAAAUUGGAUAUUUUAUUAGAAUAAUCAUUUAUUUUUUGCGUACCUAUUAUCACAAUGGACAAACACAAUAGUUCAGAAAUAUUAUCAUCAGAUUUUUCGCUCUCUAAAAAUGCCAGUUCUGAUUCGUUGGAUUCCGAUUCGAAAUCAAGUUCAUUGAAUUCUAAACACGGACAGGACUCCCCGCAUGUAUUGGGUGAUAUACAGUUGCUUGACAAUGAAAAGGUGAUGAGUGUGGCACGUGAUGUCACAUACUUGUGCCCCUUCAGUGGACCAAUCCGAGGAGUCCUGAAAGUCACCAAUUACCAACUCCACUUCAGACCGUUAGAUGCGGCAGCCCUGCAGUGCACACUUAGUGUUCCACUGGGCGUUGUAUCCCGCAUUGAAAAAGUAGGAGGUGCUUCAUCUAAAGGAGAAAAUUCAUAUGGUAUCGAAGUAUUUUGUAAGGAUAUGAGAAAUCUUCGUUUUGCACACAAACAAGAAAACCAUUCCAGGCGUGGCAUUUUCGAAAAACUACAGCAACUUGCGUUCCCACUGUCUCACCGACUUCCAUUGUUUGCGUUCAGUUACUCUGAGCACUUCCCAGAAGAUGGCUGGCAUGUAUAUGAGCCAAUUGCAGAGCUCAGGAGAAUGGGUGUAAACAACGACAUGUGGCGCAUAACUCGCAUCAACGACAAGUACGAAGUGUGCGACAGUUACCCAGCAGUGUGGGCGGUGCCGGCGGCGGCUAACGACGACCUCCUCCGGUCGGUCGCUGCGUUCAGGUCGCGAGGACGGAUACCGGUCCUGGCGUGGAUACACCCGAGCUCACAGGCGACCAUAUCUAGGUGCAGCCAGCCACUUGUUGGGGUUAGCGGUAAACGCAGCCGUGAGGACGAGCGUUACAUCCAGCUGAUUAUGGACGCCAACGCGCAGGCUCACAAGCUGUUCAUAAUGGACGCCCGGCCCAGUGCAAACGCCAUCGCUAACAAGGCGAAAGGAGGCGGAUAUGAAUCGGAAGAUGCCUAUCAAAAUGCUGAACUUGUCUUCCUUGAUAUUCACAACAUACACGUAAUGAGGGAAAGUCUGCGAAAACUGAAAGAGCUUUGUUUUCCACAGAUCGAUCAAACUAGAUGGUUCAGCGGAAUAGAGGCUAGUUGCUGGUUGAAACAUAUCAAAUGCAUACUAGCUGGCGCUGUUCGUAUUGUAGACAAGGUGGAAAACCACAAAACAUCCGUCCUCGUCCACUGUUCCGACGGGUGGGACCGUACUGCUCAGCUGACAGCGCUGGCUAUGCUCAUGCUGGAUCCCUUCUACCGCACGUUGAGAGGCUUCGAAGUGCUCAUCGAGAAGGAGUGGCUCUCGUUUGGACAUAAAUUCCAGUUGCGUAUCGGCCACGGAGACGAGCGUCACUCGGACGCGGAUCGUUCGCCAGUAUUCGUGCAGUGGGUAGACUGUGUAUGGCAACUGCAACAACAGUUCCCAACUGCGUUCGAAUUCACUGAGCGCCUGCUCAUAACAAUAGUGGACCAUCUGUAUUCUUGCCGCUUCGGGACGUUCCUGUUCAACACUGAACGCGAGAGGUUUAAGGAAGAAGUAAAAACGAAGACAGUAUCUCUCUGGUCCUACAUCAACAGCCGUCAGGAUUUAUACCUGAAUCCGCUAUACUGGGGGCCUUCUUCCUUCGGGACCUCGCCUCCAUCGCCGUAUUCCAGGCCGCAAGUGGUGUUGGUACCGGUUGCUUCGUUGAGGGUCAUCAAGCUGUGGAAGGCGCUGUAUUGCAGGUGGAACCCUACUAUGAGACAGCAGGACCCUAUCUACCAACGGACCAGAGAGUUAGUGGCUCUUCGGGCCCAAAUAGAGGCGGCGGCGGCAGCGGCAGCGGGCGACCACGCCGCAAGGCAGCACCGGCUCGGUCUGACUCCGCCGCGGGUGGCUAGUCCGCACCAUGUUUGAGACAAGUAAGAAGAGCUAACACGUCACUAUUAGGUACGGUGACACAAAAUCAAGUUUCAAGUAUUUAGUGCAUACUUAGUAAACUUCACGCUGCGCCUGACGAAUGCCAAGUAUGUUACGUUUUAAAUAUUAAGAAUUAUUGUAUAAAUCGUUAUCCAUUUUGGUUUGUGUAUCGAUGUUGGUAGUUGUAAUAAGUAUUGAUCAAACAUUUGAGAAUAUUGCCUUACAUUAUUAUUCAAUAGUAAAUUUCGCGGGUGCUUUAAUUUUUUUCGAAAAUGAGCCGAACGGAAAUGAUAACUUUUAAAAUAACGUUGCAUUUAUUUAGUAGAGUUUAGACUUAAAAUUUUAGACAUACCGAAAUAUUAUUUUUGAUGUUAUAAGAUAGACAACAAUAGGUACCUGGGAAA